Messenger RNA from Rhopalosiphum maidis (corn leaf aphid), 1060 nucleotides. RefSeq lists its product as uncharacterized. Gene Ontology annotation, biological process: sensory perception of taste. Gene Ontology annotation, cellular component: membrane. The record is from RefSeq and is a predicted model, not a curated record. Lineage: Eukaryota; Metazoa; Arthropoda; Insecta; Hemiptera; Aphididae. The transcript is spliced from 6 exons. The coding region runs from base 35 to 1006 and encodes 323 amino acids.
UGUUUAAUUUGAAAGAAACGCUGAUUUCAUUAAAAUGAUGUUAAUCAAUGAAAUUAUAGAGUUCGAUCAAAAACUAACACUUCUUUCACCAGCAUUCAUGGUUCGUCAUCGUUCACUAAGUAAAAAGAGAUGGAUCAUUUCAGCGAUUUCGUUAUUUUUAUAUCUUCUUGGAUACGAAGUGUGUGCUUUAUACUUAUGGCAGCUGAAGACCGUAGAUAUUAGUACUGUACCAGUGUUAUUUUUUAGUAUGCCAUAUAUAACAGACUUUGUGGUUAUUAUCACAAUUUGUUUUUAUCUCAAUAACUUAAGCUAUAGAUUUCAAACAUUAAAUGAUUUCUGGAAAUGUCUUCCUACUGGUUUAAUUCCUAUUCAUGGUGAAUGGACACAUUCUGAAAUAGUUAUGUUGGUAGAAAGCAUUAGAUUAUUGCACGCCAAACUAUCAGAAAUAUUAAAAAUAUUCAAUUUAAGCUACGGCUUAUUGCUAUUAGGUUUCUUUGUAUGCAGCUUCAUAGAUUUUAUGUACAUAUUUUAUUUGAUGAUAUAUCAUGAGCUGGCUACGCCAAAAGUCAGUUUUACCCAAAAUAUUAUAAAAUAUUUGCCACUACAUUUGUUUAACAUACAAUUAAUAGUUUUUUUGAUAUCAAUCAUCGUUGCUGUUUCAUGGAUAAAAGAAGAGAAAAAUAGAAUUAUAUCAUAUUUACGUUCGAGUCGGAUUUCCAAUUUACCAGUUGACACAAAAAUACAAGUUAAAAUGUUUAUGAAUCAAAUAAAUAUUUUGGAAUUUGAUGAAAUAUCAGCAUUGGGAUUUUUCAAUAUCAAUUUAAAUUUAGUCGUUUCAAUACUCGUAUUACUAAUGACCGGAUUAGCGUCAUUGAUACAAAUGAGAAACCAUCCAAUUAUUACUGCUAUGGUCAAUAAUACUCUAUCAUUCUACACAAUUUGGAAAAAUGAAAAUUCAAACGCCAAUCGUUCAAGAAAUAUUACACUCUUAUCAAAUCAGUUUUAGAAGUAUACUCCAUUUUUUACCUAAAAUUCAUAUAAUCUACGUUUAAAAACAACA